Aspergillus oryzae RIB40 is the source of this 1398-nucleotide messenger RNA. RefSeq lists its product as uncharacterized. The transcript has 5 exons. Gene Ontology annotation, molecular function: transmembrane transporter activity. The record is from RefSeq and is a predicted model, not a curated record. Gene Ontology annotation, biological process: transmembrane transport. Lineage: Eukaryota; Fungi; Ascomycota; Eurotiomycetes; Eurotiales; Aspergillaceae. Bases 1 to 1398 code for a protein of 465 amino acids.
AUGAGCUCUUCACCCUUGCUAGACAAUGAGAGACGCAACACGCAAUGGAUGGGUCAGUUGCGAUCCUCUAACAAGUUUACCUUAGCCACAAUGUCCAUGGCGCUCUUUACGGACGAGCUUCUUUUCUCUUUCAUGGUACCCUUGCUUCCUUACAUCUUUGAACAGCGCCUCAAGGUUCCAGCAUCUCGUGUUCAAGCAUACACAUCAAUUUUCUUGACCGAAGGCGCUUUAGUCGCCAUCAUAACCAGCCCAUUGAUCGGGCACGUGGCUGACCGGGCAAAGUCCAAGAAGGCCUUGCUACUUGGGUUGCUGGUGUUGACACUUGCCAGUGUCUGUGGUCUUGCGGUUACGAAGUCCUGUACGUUUUAUCUUCCCUCGGUUACGUACAUACUUACCGGCCAGGUCAUAGUGGCAGGGAUCUUUAUCGGUCGAUUUUUCCAAUGUUUUACCAGCAAUGGCCUCUGGAUCGUGGGUGUCGCAACGAUGGUCGAGAGUGUCGGGAGUGAGCAUAUGGGCAAGAUUGCAGGGCUAACCUCAACCUUGACUGCUGCGGGGACGUGUGCAGGUCCAGUGCUUGCCGGGUUUCUCUUCGGGCUUGGAGGGUAUUGGCCUUCAUGGUUGGGUCCGGCUGUCUUCUUGGUCGUGGAUAUCUUAAUGCGUGUUUUGUUGAUUGAUCGUCCGAAAGCACCACAAGAGAUGACGGAGAAUUCCCGUUUGCUAGAUGCGCAGCCAAUAUCAGUUGAAGAAGAACAAGGGUGGCGAUUCUACACCCGUCUGUUUCGCCAACCUCGCUUCACAACAGGUAUCAUUUGCUACUCGGUAUAUGCGCUCUAUAUCGCCAGCUUCCAGACCACCAUCCCCUUACACUCAUGGGAGACAUUCAAAUGGGGUGUCUUCCCAGUUGGUCUCUUACUCGCCGCUGUUCAAGGCCCGGGAAUGGUACUGGCACCCCUAAUUGGAUACUGGAAAGAUCGCUGGGGAUCGCGCAUCCCAACUGCGAUUGCGUUCUUCUCCAUGGCACCUUUUCUGGUACUCUCGGGGGCGGCCGGUGACGAGCGCUUUUCGUGGUUUACUGGUGGAAAUAAAGGCAAGAUCAUUUAUUCUUGCUCCUUGGCCAUGACUGGGUGUCUUAUGUCUUUACUAAGUGGAGUAGGGGCAAUGGAAGCGACUGAAGCUGUUGACAAGCUAGAAGAAAGUCACCCGGGCAUCUUUGGAAAGUACGGGGGCUACUCUCGGGCUGUUGCCAUCACCAGCAUGAGUUGGACUAUGGGCCUGUUGCUUGGGCCCAUCUUAGCAGGGUUCAUGGCGGAGAGGUUUGCUUAUUUUGAAUUACAGUGUGUUCUGGUAUUGGGUAUAUCUCACAGACUAGUUGGAAACAUACAGCAAUUAAAGCAGUGA